AUGGAAUCCCAAAUCAACCGUCUCGUGGAGAAGACAUGGGCAAAAUUCCAAGAAGUACCCCCCAGCAAACGAUACCUGAUCGCCGUGAGCGGGAUUCCUGGGUCUGGUAUGACAAAACGACUCCCGAAAAACGAUUCCCUCCUAAUGAAUGAUUUUCCCAGGAAAAACCACCCUCGCCGCCAAGAUCACCCAACGCCUGAUUGAAAAGGGCCACGCCGAAACACACGGCACCUCGGACAUCGCGACCUUCCUGCCCAUGGACGGCUACCACCUCACCCGCGCCCAACUCAGCGCCAUGCCGGAUGCCAAAACCGCACACGCCCGCAGAGGAGCAGCCUUCACCUUCGACGCACCGCGAUUCCUCUCCCUGGUUAAAGAACUCCGAGCACCCAUCUGUCCCGAGACGACGACAGUCUACGCCCCGUCGUUCUCGCAUGCCAAGAAGGAUCCCAUGGAAGACGACAUACCCAUCGAGAAGAGCGCGAGGAUCGUGGUCAUGGAGGGGAAUUAUUUGUCCCUGGGGACGGGGGCGAAGGAGUGGAGGGAAGCGGCGGAGUUGAUGGAUGAGUUGUGGUUUGUGGAGGUGGAGUUUGACGUUGCGAGGAAGAGGUUGAUUAAGAGGCAUGUGGAGAGUGGGAUAGCGGGUGAUGAAGAGGAGGCGGCCAAGAGGGCGGAUGAGAAUGAUCUCGUGAAUGGGAGGGAAAUUGUGGAGGGGAGGCUGGAAGUGCAUGAGGUUGUGAGGAGUGAGGAGGAUGAGAAUUGGAUAGUGGAGAGGCAGGGGAUUGAGAAGGAGAGGGAUGCGUGA
Molecule: messenger RNA, 805 nt
Organism: Lecanosticta acicola
Lineage: Eukaryota; Fungi; Ascomycota; Dothideomycetes; Mycosphaerellales; Mycosphaerellaceae
Source: the annotation of a GenBank genome assembly